Bipolaris victoriae FI3 is the source of this 402-nucleotide messenger RNA. RefSeq lists its product as hypothetical. The transcript has 2 exons. NCBI's taxonomy places the organism in Eukaryota, Fungi, Ascomycota, Dothideomycetes, Pleosporales, Pleosporaceae. The record is from RefSeq and is a predicted model, not a curated record. The coding region runs from base 1 to 402 and encodes 133 amino acids.
AUGGCCGCACCUGUCCACCCCCAGCUCUCCUCGCUCGCCAUUCCCAGCCCCAACUCAACCACCUACGAAGCUGAUAUCGCAGCUGUGGUGGCUUAUGCUCGUUCUCACCCCGCUCCAGUCACCGCUAUGGACACCACCAUUGCUGCUGCUCCUGUGAAAGAGUGCGGCGCCUACACUAGGAUGGGGGAUAACUCUGGUACACUCACGUACACUAGCGAGGUCUGUAAGGACACGGCGGGGUUUGAGCAUAUGGAAGAUUUUUUCAACUGGUACUGCGACUUGUGUAUUGUCUUCGACGGUACUGCUUGUCAAGGCGCUAUUCGCUGGAAUGGUACACGAACGCAUCGCGGUUAUGACGAUAAGCACCAUGUCCAUGGUGCUCAGAGUUAUUUCUGCAACUAG